Molecule: messenger RNA, 2031 nt
Organism: Mus musculus (house mouse)
Lineage: Eukaryota; Metazoa; Chordata; Mammalia; Rodentia; Muridae
Gene: Snai2
Product: snail family zinc finger 2
Exons: 3
Coding region: 123-932 (269 amino acids)
Biological process (GO): negative regulation of intrinsic apoptotic signaling pathway in response to DNA damage; negative regulation of vitamin D receptor signaling pathway; desmosome disassembly
Cellular component (GO): nucleoplasm; cytosol; chromatin
Molecular function (GO): RNA polymerase II transcription regulatory region sequence-specific DNA binding; E-box binding; sequence-specific double-stranded DNA binding
Source: RefSeq, marked validated
AGUCGGGCAGGGAGCCGGGUGACUUCAGAGGCGCCUGCCUGUCCCCCGCCGCACCUGAGCCACCGCGAUGCUAUAGGACCGCCGCCUGGACCGUUAUCCGCCCGCGCCCGCCCGCAGCCACCAUGCCGCGCUCCUUCCUGGUCAAGAAACAUUUCAACGCCUCCAAGAAGCCCAACUACAGCGAACUGGACACACACACAGUUAUUAUUUCCCCAUAUCUCUAUGAAAGUUACCCUAUACCUGUCAUACCAAAACCAGAGAUCCUCACCUCGGGAGCAUACAGCCCUAUUACUGUAUGGACAUCGUCGGCAGCUCCACUCCACUCUCCUUUACCCAGUGGCCUUUCUCCUCUUACUGGAUACUCCUCAUCCUUGGGGCGUGUAAGUCCCCCGCCUUCCUCUGACACUUCAUCCAAGGAUCACAGUGGUUCAGAAAGUCCCAUUAGUGACGAAGAGGAGAGACUGCAGCCCAAGCUUUCAGACCCCCAUGCCAUCGAAGCUGAGAAGUUUCAGUGCAAUUUAUGCAAUAAGACCUAUUCUACGUUCUCUGGGCUGGCCAAACACAAGCAGCUGCACUGUGAUGCCCAGUCUAGGAAAUCGUUCAGCUGCAAGUACUGUGACAAGGAAUAUGUGAGCCUGGGUGCCCUGAAGAUGCACAUUCGAACCCACACAUUGCCUUGUGUCUGCAAGAUCUGUGGCAAGGCUUUCUCCAGACCCUGGCUGCUUCAAGGACACAUUAGAACUCACACUGGGGAAAAGCCUUUCUCUUGCCCUCACUGCAAUAGGGCUUUUGCAGACAGAUCAAACCUGAGGGCACAUCUGCAGACCCACUCUGAUGUAAAGAAAUACCAGUGCAAAAACUGCUCCAAAACCUUCUCCAGAAUGUCGCUUCUGCAUAAACAUGAGGAGUCUGGCUGCUGUGUGGCACACUGAGUGGCGCAACCAGUGUUUACUCAAACAGAAUGCAUUUCUUCACUCCAAUGACAAAUGACAAAUGAAAGUCCAAAGACAUUUUCUCAUGUGCUUACCAACCAAAUAGUAUGUAUAAAACCACAAAAGAGUCACACACACACACACACACACACACACACACACACACACAGAGAGAGAGAGAGAGAGAGAGAGAGAGACAGACAGACAGACAGACAGAUACACACACACUACAGAACAGAAUCUAUGUACUUAAAGUUAAUUCGUUCUAUGUGAAGUUUAAAAUUAUAUUUACUGACAGCUAGAUUGAAAGGAUAAAAGAUAAGAAUCUUUCUCUUUAAAGAUGAAGUGAAAAGCACAUUGCAUCUUUUCUUACUAAGAAAGAAUACAGAGAUUUACACUGCUGCCAAACCAUUUCAACCAAAGGAACAGUAUUUCUUCUUAAUAGAAUUGUAAUAGUGUUUCCAAGAGGAAGAGAGUCUGCCAGACACUAUCUCAGGUGCCUUAUAAAGUACUCCAAGUUUACUUCCUUAAAUGUAUGAUGCCUGGUUGUCAUCAGUGAAUGACAGCCUUUUCUGGAUUACCUACAAUGUUUUAAAACUAUAUUGUUAAGAGAAAAAAAACCAAAAACAAGAAAAAGAACAGAACACAAGAGAAUGUAUUAAAGUAUUCUUGUUUUAUUUUUGCCAUGUGUGCCUUGGAAGAGGAGGGAAAGACAAACUUCAAACAUUCCUGGUGCGUGUCCCAUGUCUUUCUUUUUAAAAAAGAAUCUUAAUGUUUUAUAAUACAAAGUAAUGAAAAUGUGCAAAAGAAUUUCUUAGACAUUCAGUAAUGUACUUAGACUUUUGAAAAUUCAUGUGAUGGAUGCAGUAAUACAAUGCCCCUCCAAGUGCCUGUCUUAAUGACUUGUGUAGUUGAUGAACUGAUGUAAAUUUGUGUUUAUUUUUAUACAACUGAAUGAACUCUGUAUGAAAGUGAGGUACGGUUAAUAGCCACGCCUAUAUUCAACCAGAAUACUUGUGAAAUCAAUGUCCUUUUUUAAAAAGUAACUUUCAAGGUCUCUUUUUUACAAUAAACAUUUUUGAGUAAAAAGUAGUUACUC